Messenger RNA from Helianthus annuus (common sunflower), 3237 nucleotides. Its product is annotated as putative U-box domain-containing protein 42. NCBI's taxonomy places the organism in Eukaryota, Viridiplantae, Streptophyta, Magnoliopsida, Asterales, Asteraceae. The coding region runs from base 200 to 3136 and encodes 978 amino acids. Gene Ontology annotation, molecular function: ubiquitin-protein transferase activity. Gene Ontology annotation, biological process: protein ubiquitination. The record is from RefSeq and is a predicted model, not a curated record. The transcript has 4 exons.
ACAUCAGAAACUUCAAUAUUUUAUUCAAGUGAAGAUCCAUUCCAACCAUAGAGUUAUGGUUAAGACUUAAUAAACAUAAAACCUGUGACUAAAUGCAAUCUAUGGUAAGCGUAAUCAUAUCUACUCCGUAUAGACACAAGAGCGAUGUUUCAUAGAAGUUACCAAUCUCCAAAGGUGGUCUGAUCAGGAGUUCUUGCAUAUGAAACAAGGAAACAGUAUGUCAAGCAGUAGCAUCAGCUAUGAUUGGUUUUCUUCGGUGAACAACAUCUCAACUGCAAGUGAUGUCAAGUCUUUGCUGGUUGUUAUUUCCGAAAUCAUCGAACUAUCAACCGUGACACAAAACGACGAUUUCAUCACAAUAGGAUGCUAUUUUUACCGCGUUUCUUUGGUCAUUAUGGAGUUAGAAUCCUCAGAGAUCUUACUAUCGCUAUCAGACUGCAUACACAUAGCAAAAGAUCUUUUCUCAAGCAUAACCAUUCCAGAUUCACAAGUCAAAACCAUCAUGAAACAGCUUGAGAGUGUGAUCAAGCACAUGGGCGAAGUACUAAACUCGAUAAAACCAUCAUCCGAAGAACAUUUCCACUACGCGGUUCAGUCGUUAGUAAAAGACGUCGACAGUUUUAGUUUUGAUUCUUUUGAAACCAAUGUUCAGAUGGAAUAUGAUCUAUACGCCAUUAACGAUAUUGAAAGCUCCACAGACGAUGAACCUGAACCUGAACCUGAACCUGAACCUGAAACGACACAUGUGAUAUAUAAUAUAGAACCGUUGUACGAAACUUUCUUUUGUCCAUUGACAAAUAAGAUAAUGAAUGAUCCGGUCACUAUAGAAACAGGUGUGACAUACGAGAGGAUCGCGAUAACCGAAUGGUUUGAAAAGUUUGGCAAUCCUGCUGAUAUUAUCUGCCCGAAAACAGGCGUGAAGAUAAACAGUACGAUUUUGAACCGAAAUAUCGCGUUGCUGGAAACGAUUAAGCAAUGGGAGGUAAGAAAUGAGCAAGCGAACAUAAAGGCAGCAAAAGCGGUUCUAUCGUUAGCCAGUUCUAAGCCCAAGAUUCUUGAAGUGAUACACAAUUUGCAGACUUUAUGCAGAACAAAACCGUACAACGUGGUGGAGAUACGCAGCGUUGGCGUCAUACCGCUUCUUGCAACAAUCUUGAACCGUGAAGAUAGAGAUUUGACCGUUGGAACACUCGAGUUACUUACACAGUUGACCCAAAAUGAUGAUGAAGAUGAAGGAAAAAAAAUGAUUGCUACAGCGGUGGAUUUAUCGCUGAUAAUACAAAAUUUAGCGAGUGAAGUUGAACAUCUCAAGCAUUCGGCUUUGCUGCUGCUAGUUGAGCUUUCGAAAAGUAGUUACUUUUGUGAUCAAAUCGGUUCGGUUAGUGGCGGGAUUUUGAUGCUGAUUACUCUAAAGUACAGACAACCCGUUGACGCAUUCGCAUCAGAGAAAGUCGACGAAAUCUUGAAGAACUUGGAGAGAUCGCCAAAUAACAUCAAGAUCAUGGCGGAAAAUGGACAUUGGCAGCCUCUUUUGCAUCAUUUUCUUGAAGGUAAUGAAGAGAUGAAGAUGGAGAUGGGGAGUUAUCUUGGCGAAAUUUUUCUCGGACAGGACGACGAGAUUAAAGGUUAUGUCGUGGAGACGGUUUCGCCGGUUUUAAUCCAAAUGGUGUUUCAUGGAAACUCUUUAGCACGAAAUGUUGCGUUUAAAGCGCUGAAGCAGAUCUCAUCGCACCCCGAAAACGCAACAAUUCUUGUGAAAUCAGGUAUUGCAAGUAACAUGUUCGAUGAAAUGCUUAAAAGAACGAUUUACAACGAGCCAAUGAAUUCAAAAGCAGAAGCUGCAGCCAUACUUGCAAAUAUACUUGAAUCAGGAUCUGUACAGCUAAGUGAUCUACAAACCGAUCACAAAAUGUCGUUGAAUUAUGUCGUAUACACCAUGAUCAAAAGGGUCCGGAACUCAACCUCUGACGACGUGAACAUCAACUUUGUUAGAAUCCUAUUAUGCCUCAUGAAAUUCCCAAAAACCCAAGAGAUUAUCGUGUCGGUGGUAAGAGAGGGUGAUGCUUGUACAAAUCUAGUUGAGCUUUUGAACAACCCGAAUGAGGAACUACAAGUGGUUUCAAUUGUGUUUUCGAUAGCUCUUUCGCCCUUUUUCGGCAACAUAUUAGCCGACAAAUUAUGCAAAACUAGAGGUCAACCACAAGCCUUGCUAAAAGACUUGCCGGAAACCACUGCACCCACCGAAAAACAAGCGGUUUCGGUCAAGUUCCUAGCCAAACUUCCCCAUGAAAAUCUUUCGCUGAACCUCGCUUUGUUUAACGCAGUCCCUUUGAUUUUAAGAAAGUUAGAUCAAGUUCAACGAUCCGGCACGCGAAUGAGCAAAUACGGAAGCGUUUAUCUAGAAGGACUUGUGGGAAUUCUUGUAAGAUUUACAUCAACUCUUUAUGAGCAUCAGUUUUUGGUUCUAGCGACAACUUUCAGCUUCACGACUGUGUUCACCGAACUGCUUAUGAACACGUUUAGCGACGAAAUCCAGAAGCUGUCGGCAAACGGGUUAGAAAAUCUGUCUUCAAAAACUGUUACGUUAUCAAAACCGCCACCAAAAAUCAAGAAACCGAAACUCAAAAAGUUCAAAAGGUUCAACAGGCUCAAAGAGUUCUAUUUACAAAAGUGUUUCUCAUUUGAUUCAAGAUAUCUCGAAAUCAUACCACCGUCACUAUGCCCCGUUCACAAGGGAGUUUGUUCUUCACAGGAAACCUUUUGUUUGGUUGAAGCACACGCAGUAGAAAAGCUGUUGACUUGCUUUGACCAUACCAAUAUUCAAGUUGUGGAGGCUGCAUUAUCGGCUAUCUGCACGCUGUUAGACGAACGGGUUGAUUUGGACGCCAGUGUGAGUAUUUUGAUCCGAAAUAAAGCCAUACAACAUGUAUUAAAUGUGAUAAAAGCGCAUAAAAACGAGUCUUUGAGGCGAAAAGCAUUCUGGAUAUUGGAGAAACUGUUAAAGGAAGGAGAUGUUAACUCAACUUCAGAAAUAUCACAAGACAAAUUCUUGCGCGCGACGUUAAUUAAUGUUUUGCAUUAUGGCAAUGGGGAUAUUAGAUUGAUGGCUGAGAAAAUCUUGAGGCACUUGAGUUAAAAUUAUCAGUUUUAAUGCUAGUUUUACCAUGUAUUUCUUCAUAUUUUGUACAAAGUAUUAUGUUUGAGAUUCAUAUAAAUGAUCAUAUUAUUAUUAUUAUC